This is a messenger RNA of Ceraceosorus guamensis, 6207 nucleotides long. RefSeq lists its product as hypothetical. Gene Ontology annotation, molecular function: GTPase activator activity. The record is from RefSeq and is a predicted model, not a curated record. Bases 270 to 5975 code for a protein of 1901 amino acids. The transcript is spliced from 2 exons. NCBI's taxonomy places the organism in Eukaryota, Fungi, Basidiomycota, Exobasidiomycetes, Ceraceosorales, Ceraceosoraceae.
AAUACACACACGAAGGAGCUGACUGUCAAGUCCCUCAAGCAAGCAAAGCUGCCGCGCCAUGGUUAGGCUCAAGGUCGAGUAGACACAACACGGACAGUUCCUGCCCUGCCCUGCCCUGCCCUGCCCUGCCCUGCCUGUCCUGUUCCAAAAGUCUCGUGUGGAUCGUGGUGCUCUGCACUCUGCGCCGCUUGCCCUACUAGCAUCGUCGCCAAGAAACACAGCACCGCUCCUCGCCAUUCCCACACACCACCAAAUCGGCUCCUUUCAGCAUGGCGAGCGACCAAAUUGGCCGCUUCGAGCCCAUGCCUGGCAUGCACAUCCUCUCGCAGCCAGGUCAUGCGGUCCGCAUUGCGGAUCCUCGCUUCGACAUUCAGAGCUUGUCCAUCUCCGCCACAGUCAGCCUUUCUCCAGUGGCAGAGACUCGCACGAGGCGCAUGAGCGGGCAAGACUUUUCUGCGUCUCUUCCUCCCAAGAGCGAAGCAACGUCAGUCGACUCUCCCACAACAAAUGGGCGCAGUAGGGUAUCUUCUUCCACUUAUCAUACCCAACCUCCCGUUUCAGCUUCGGCCAGCGCCGCCAAGCGCGUCUCACAACGAGUGACAGAUGCUGAAACUGCCCAAGUCUUAGAGCAUUGCUCAUCACAACCUUCGGCAUCCCCUUCCAAGCCCGAGCAAAACCUCUCUACUGCCCUGCUGCGAGUCGGCUCCUCAUCCUCGAGCAGCUCGAGCAACAUGCACUUGCCAAAAUCUCGUCCAAGGUCUGCCGAUAUUGGAAGUAGAGCGCGUGAUGCCCUCUUGGAUCUCGGUCGGGCGGCCAGGGAGCUCAGAGCACCUCGCGCUGUGAUGGGUCAACAUGCUGCACUCAGUCUCACAUCUCAGCUCGAAGCUGCACCGAACGGCAACUCGAUGGCGGCGAACGCAGUUCCGCAGGGCUUGGCGCAGCCCGACCAAGGCUCUUGGGAGCCGCCAUCGAGCAUCAGCCGGGUCAGAGUUCGUCGUGUCUUGCGUCUCAGGCCGACACCUAUCCAACCUGCAUCGCAGAUCAGUCAGCCUCGCUCACUUCGGACGAGCAUUCAGUCUAGGUUGGAAUACUCGGACGAUCCUGUUCAAGGUCUUGGAGCUGGACAACAUUCUGGUCUGUGGGCCAGGUUGGGCGCUCCGCCUUGCGAAUUCGUCAUGGAUGAGGAGCCUGGCGCAUCUGAGGAUGCCGAUGCGGAGGAAGAUGAGAUCGACCCGGCGCAUGACAGCCUGUUCCGCCUGCAACGUCCAAGAGAAGCGGCACACAAGCGGUGGUCUGACGCAGACAAGGAUCAGAGGGAUGUUUGCAGCCUUGUCGAGAGCCACACCGUCAAUCUCAAGGUGCGAUUGCGGUUCCAAAGCGCGCAUUCUGCGGCGACAUCAUCCAACAGCACCUCAAGUGCGGAGAUUGGUUCUCGAAGGCGCACGCCCUCCUCUUCUUCAAGACCAAAUUCGGCGCAUUCGCAUGCGCUUUAUUUUGUUAGCGCGGAUAGCUCUUCCCAACUACUGCACGUGCUCAACGCUGCCGACAACAAAUUGCGAAGUCGAGCUGGCGGACUGAUACGACCAGGCUGGACUGUCGUGCCGCAAGACGAAUUUCAACAGGAGCGAGAUCAAGACUUUGACGUCGAGUGGACACCGGAGCAGUUCGGCAAGACGGGCAAGAGAGCCUGCUGCUUCGUCGAGGUGGACGAGCGGAAUAGCAGCUCGCGCAUCUUGGCAGGAUUCGCUUUUUUUGUCGAUCCUCUUGCUCCCGCGACGUCUGGCAUUGCACCGACUCCGAGCCGGUCUGCAGCUACGUCGCCCGCUUCCGCGUCACGAAGCUUACCGCACGAUUCCGAUGAUCGCCGUCUCACGAUGUGCAAGCCGGAAAGCGAUCCAGUUCCAUUUCCGAGCAGUGAUCCGGCUCCCUCCGGUGCUACGUCGAAGGCUCUAUUGGUGGACCAUACCGAAAUCACCGUGGCUAACUGUCUCGAGGCCGAUUCGCCUUUGUUCAGAGCUGCGGUACAGAACCUAAGUCGACGGACUGCUGCGCUCAAAAAGCAGGCCAAGGCGGUCCUGCGCGCCACGGCUGAUGUCCAGGCGCACGCCAGCGCAUCGCGUGCGGCCCAUGGGGCUCUGGAUGAUGCGCUACAGGAUCUGUCCAUGAGCCAGCCUAACACACUUGGAAAGCUGUUGCAGCUCGCACUGACUCAAGCAAGAACGCGAGCCAGGGCGCAGGACGAGAGCGAAUCUAGCAUGCUAGACAAUUGCGUCACUGGCCCCGUGAGAAACCUGCUCGAGCUUUGUCGGACCGCACAAGAGCACAUCAAGCUCUUCGAAGCGGACAGCAGAGCGUAUUACAACCUCACGCAGAAAUGGCUCUCUACCAAGACCAUUUCGGCCGGCGCGAUGUCUGCAGAUGUCGAUGCGGAUGUGAGCUACGCUUCGAAUGCUGUGGGCUACGACAAGGGUCAAGCGAAGCAGGACAAAAAGGACGAGCUGCAAAGACUCAGACAACUCAAGUUCGAUAGAGCCAGAGUGGAGCUUUAUAGGGUACAUGCUGCGCUGCAUGGAGGUGCUGCAGAACUCGAGUCUGCACAACAGAUCCUGUUCCUGUGCAGGUGGCACGCCGAUACUGCGCCAACUAGCACGACUCAGCCGCGCUGGCCAGCUCCUGCGCUCUAUUCGGCGCUGGAAAAGUUCGGGGACGAAGCGCUAGCUGCUGCUCAGCAAGCCAAGGCGAAGGAUGUAGAGGCACGAAAGGCACUCGAUGUGCUCGACGCUCAGAUUACCGAGCUGGACGAGACUUUCGCUGGCGCAGCACAGGCUCCGGCAGAUGCUACCGAUCCAAGCACUACUCUGGGCUCUGUGGAAACCAGCAAGAAUGCAGCAUCGGCGAAGUUCAAGAGCCUUUUGAGCAGCUUUGGGGCCAUUGGCUCUACGGGUCUGAGUGCGGGCUCUGCUGGUAGGAACGCGGCGCCAGCUGAUCAAGCACAUGUCGAGGCGAUCGUGGACACGCCCAUUGUGACCCAGAUGCCGGACAAAGGCUCAUCCCUGUCAUCGACAACUGCGCAGCCAGCUGCAGCGGGGCCCGCAUCUGCAAGCACGUCUGCCACCAAUGCGAUCGGGUUGAUGCGCCAAAAGGUAUCGCAGAGGUUCGUCAAUGCGGGGCCUGCUACCACUGCCAUCACCGGUCCGGUCAUGGGCGCCUUUCAGCGCUUCCGAGGUACGGCAAGUGGCACUGCCAAUGUAGACGAGCACCUGACGAGCCCGCAAGAACUCUCCACGUCACUUCCCUCUGCGACGCCAAAGCAUUACAGCACGAGCGGGGCCAUCACUGCUCCCGCCGCACCUUCUUUGACUGCUGUCAGUCCGUUUGCCGUCGAUGCUAGUCCCAUAGGACUCGGUACACCCCGGGGCGUCAAUCGAGAUACGCCUCGACGAGCCCUGAGUCAGUCCAACACUCCUAGCCCCUUUGCCAGCAAACAAGGCUUGCUCGAUUUCAGACAAAGACUGGUAUCGGCUACCUCACCUGGUCAACAAUCGAGCGCGCGCACAACGCAGAGAGGCAGUCCGUCUAUGAAUCGAUCGUCGUCCGAGUCGACGCACACCGGACGCGGACUUGGAACCCUUGCGGGCGCAGGAAGGAGCACUUCUUCCUCAUCUGGACUCGGAAUCGGAGGGCUUGCGAUGGAGGACCAGGAUGUCCGCCAAAUGCCAAUGUCGUCAUUGAUCAGCGCUGCCCCUCGCUUUGGACCGUCUGAUGGCCUUCUAGCUCAAUCUUCGAGGCGGAAGAAGGAAGGCUUGCUUUGGGUCCACAGUAGACCUAUCAACAGCACGAGCGCUUCGGAUGCUCCGAGAGGCGUCAAUCGUUCAGCGCAUUGGCGCGAAGCGUGGGUCGUCCUUAGCGGCUCAGGUCACCUCGGAGAGUAUGCGGCUUGGCGUGAAAAGAAGAUCUUGGAGCCUAGUCAGCCCAUGAUCGAUCUUCGAUUUGCUACAGUGCGGGAAGCUAGAGGCGUGGAGAGAAGGUUCACGUUCGAGGUGAUCACGCGCGACCAGCGCAGGUUCUUCCAAGCUCCUGAUGAUGUGGCAAUGAAGAGCUGGAUCGCGGCUAUCCGCAAAGCGAUCGAGAGCUUAAUCAAUGGGACCAGCAGCGUGCGCCAGAUCGACAAGGUCGCUAGGUCAGCAGAGAUGACUGAAGCUUUCGAGUCUGUCUCUGGCGCGGACGACUUUGGUCUGGCGGCCCUCAGACCUCUCGGUCCUUCAGACAAUGGCAAUGCACUUGCCAGUCAGAGCAAGGCUUUUAGCCAGAGCUUGACGGAUUUGAGCAACAUAGCUACCAAUCGUCUGUUCAAUAGGCAGUCGGACAGCUUGCAAAGACAAAUGGCACCGGCGUCAAGUUCCCGCCAUAGCUUGGUCUCACCUCAAUCUCCGUCAAGCCCAUACCUGUCGGUCUUGAUGGAAGGCUCGCGCAGUGGUAUGCCCACGACUCCCACUCGACCUUCGCACGAGCGUGGCAUCUCCAACAAGACGCCUGUCUCGGGCUAUGUUGGCGCGCACGAUGCGAGCGUCGAAAACAUCACCAUCACGUCUCCUUUGCAGACGGCGGCGGGGGCUUCGCGUCAGUCUUUGCUGCGUCGCCAACCGACAGACUCGAGCGAUGCGGGCGCUCCACCUUGGAUGGCGGACAAUGAAUUCGAUGCGCGUAUCGCUGAGCUUGUGCAAGGCUCCUAUGGCGAUAGUACCACGGACCUGUCUACUGUUCAGAUUGGACCCGCGCCUAUGAUGGCUGGCAGCAGCACGAGCAGCGGUGCGAGCGGCUCGACUUCGACAAGCCAAGCGAGAAGAAUGAGCCAGGCUUCCAACCAUCGAAGAGCUUCCACGGAGCUCCAAUCUCCAUCUAAAAGGCUGUAUAGACCUCACCUAUCGACGGACAUGAGCGGUGCUAAGCUGCCCAGCUCGAGCGCGCAAGAAACUGCUGGGACGACGACGGGCAAUGUGCGUAAAAGAGUGGAACGCAUCAAUUCUGGUCAGUCUGGAUCCAAAGUUUCGCGCGCGGCGGAAAUCGCUCGAAUUUCGAGGUUGCCAGAAAAUUCCGCGUGUGCAGACUGCAGGCUGCCAGAUCCUCGAUGGGCAUCUUGGGCUCUGAACGGUCAGCCAUGCUGCAUCUUUAUCUGCAUCAGUUGUUCGGGCGUGCACAGGAGCCUUGGCGUGCACGUGAGCAAGGUCAAAAGCGUGGAUCUGGACGACUGGACCGAGGAGCAACUGGAUGCGGCGCGCGAAUGGGGCAAUGCGCGCGCCAACUCGUAUUAUGAAGCGAGUCGACCCGCUGGCGUCGUGAACCCUCUAAGCACCACGGCUCGCGCGGAAAAGACUUUUUGGAAGGAAAAGUACUGCGAGAAGAGGUGGGCUGCGCUUGGACCGCGCGAACAGUUCCUUGGAGCCUCUUUCUCGUCGGAAGGCUCUGAUGCCAACGCUGCGAGUUCGAGCAGUAAGAUUCGAAGCCCAAAGCGAACGUCUACGUCGUACCCCAUAAGAUCCUCCUCGCACGUCCAGACGCUCAGCUACACUUCGGGAAUCCCUUCGUCGGACGACAGAAGCGCGUUCUCGCAGGACUCGCCUCUGAGCAGCAAUGGCAUGACUGGCAUCCAGCUGGCAUCGACCCCUCGUCCUUCUAUACCGCCCAGAAGCCCAACCGUCCAGCGAGGCAUCGCCAGUCACAGUGUCGGGAACCAGCCGUCAGCUCAUUCGAUCACCGCGUCGCCCAAGACGCUGGAACGUACAGCUGCUAUCACUGCUGCUGGAUGGAGCUUCACACCCGAGACGACCCCGUCUCGAGAUCUCUCUAAUGGCACGAACAAGUCGACAGCUCUUGCGCACAUGGAGGCUGCACCACAAACGCCUACACGUUCUCACAGCCGUAGUCAAUCUUCGUCUCAUCGAUCGCCUCAAACUCCUUUGGCGUUGGCACGUUGAUCGCAAAGCGUCCUGUCCGACUUUUUUCUGCCGUGCCCUACGUUUCUGUCGUGCGCCCUUCAAAUUUCGAUACCUCUUGCUCUGCACUCAUACCACGAUACGCCAGUGCGAAGCUUUGCAAGCCUCGUCGUCUUUUCUUUGCUACCUUGACGCUUCGUCAUCCCUGCCCCUGUCUCAAUGUAUUCUACGCAAGUGACGAAGACAUGCUGAAUUGUGUUACGAUCGUGCAGAU